GCAGCAGAGAGAUUGGAACAGAGAGAUUGGAACAGCUGUGAAAAGGAGAGCGAAAAGCAACAAUAGCACUCUUAUUCAAAGAGGACACAUGGAGAAACGGUGAAUAGGUGCAGAUAGAGAGUCGGGUCAUUUUCCACGCAGGCUGAAAAGUAUGCUGCAAAUGAAUGGAUUUGGUGUGGUGUUGAAUUGGGUCAUGCAGACCCCAAGAAGAGCGAAAGAUAAACACACACCCGCCUCUAGUUGCCUCGCAGGUUGAGGGUGGAUGUGCGCUUUCAAGAGACAAACGGGCAAUCUUACCGACCAUUCGCCAAACCAUAGAAGAUAACGGAGUCAAUUCUCCAUUGGCACCGAAUAACCCUAAAUAGAAGAGCGCCUUUACGCACAGAACCAAACAGAGAAUUACUAUCAACACAGAGGGGAAAACAAGACACAAAGACGGACCUGAAGUCAGUUCACACUAUAGGCUAUUCAUUUUUCAGACAAGAGAACCCUGCAUAGUUGAAACAAAAACACAACUGCAGUUUAAAAAUAAAACUUUCAUAUAUGGACUCAUUCGUUGAUGUUGAAAUAUGAUUCAUUUAAUUUAAAAUAGAAUAGUUUAAAAAAAACAGGAGAUCUCUUCGGUUUAUUGCCACCAAACCCCGGUGAAUCAACCGGUCAGUUGAAGAGCGCAGGGUCUCCUCGCGCUGCGCAAAUGCAGGACCAUGGAGGAGACAGACAGGUCGCCAGCAGUGUGCCCCACAGCGUCAAAGCGAGCCUGUCUCUGUCUCCGUCAGGGCCGGGCCAGGUGGGCAGCGGCAGGGGCUCUCCCACCUCCAAGGUGGGCUACUGCGGUGGUGGCGGUGUACCUGUGGAGGACAUGCAGGCUCUGGCCAUAACCUCCCUGUCGUCUGCAGAUGUGGCUAAACACUACGAGCAUAUUCGCAAGCUGGGCAAGGGCACCUACGGCAAGGUGGACUUGGUGGCACACCGCACACAGGUAUUUUGA
This is a messenger RNA of Oncorhynchus tshawytscha (Chinook salmon), 988 nucleotides long. RefSeq names its product serine/threonine-protein kinase SBK1. The transcript is spliced from 3 exons. The coding region runs from base 695 to 988 and encodes 97 amino acids. Lineage: Eukaryota; Metazoa; Chordata; Actinopteri; Salmoniformes; Salmonidae. The record is from RefSeq and is a predicted model, not a curated record.